This is a messenger RNA of Acanthoscelides obtectus, 6829 nucleotides long. The record is from the annotation of a GenBank genome assembly. NCBI's taxonomy places the organism in Eukaryota, Metazoa, Arthropoda, Insecta, Coleoptera, Chrysomelidae.
AUUUACUUGAUAAGUUCUAAACUGAAAUUGUAGUAGAACAUACAUCUGUGCAACACUGACUUAUUGAGGUUACACUUAUUUUCAGUUACAUAUUGCAGCUGGAACAUCGCCUAUCCCCAGUGAGUCGUGGCAACGCGGUCCGAACAUAGGAAACACUAUGGCUGUGGCGCACCGGAAAUACGUGUAAUACGAUACCAGAACAGAGCAACGCAAUAGAUCUGCUAAGAAUAUUCUUCUACAGGCUAAUGUACAGAGAAGUCUAUGUUGUGUGAAAUAUGUCUAAGAGUUCAUCGGCUUUGCCACCGCGCCAUUUUGCUUUGCGUUCACGUUUCUUGGUUGUUUCACUAACAGAUAACAGAAACUAACGAAAAAUGUCAGGAGAAGAAACAUCCGCAGAUCGCAAUGUAGAAAUAUGGAAAAUCAAGAAACUAAUAAAAAGUCUGGAGCUUGCAAGGGGGAAUGGAACAAGUAUGAUCUCCCUUAUAAUCCCACCUAAAGAUCAAAUCUCUAGAGUAAGCAAAAUGUUAGCUGAUGAAUUUGGAACAGCUUCUAAUAUCAAGUCUCGAGUAAAUAGACUAUCAGUACUUGGUGCAAUCACAUCUGUCCAACAUCGUUUGAAACUAUAUACAAAAGUACCUCCCAAUGGUUUGGUGAUCUAUUGUGGAACAAUUGUAACAGAUGAGGGUAAAGAAAAGAAAGUAAAUAUUGAUUUUGAACCGUUCAAACCUAUAAAUACCUCAUUGUACUUAUGUGAUAAUAAAUUUCACACAGAAGCACUCACAGCGCUACUGGCAGAUGAUAAUAAGUUUGGAUUUAUUGUAAUGGAUGGUAAUGGUGCCCUGUUUGGAACGCUACAAGGCAAUACACGUGAGGUGCUUCACAAAUUCACUGUAGAUCUGCCAAAGAAACAUGGUAGAGGUGGUCAGUCUGCACUACGUUUCGCGCGUUUGAGAAUGGAAAAAAGACAUAAUUAUGUAAGAAAAGUUGCUGAGGUAGCAACACAACUGUUCAUCACAAAUGACAAGCCAAAUAUAGCUGGACUUAUCUUGGCUGGUAGUGCAGAUUUCAAGACUGAACUAAGCCAAUCCGACAUGUUUGACCCUAGAUUGCAAGCUAAAGUAAUAAAGUUAGUUGAUGUAUCCUAUGGAGGUGAAAAUGGUUUCAAUCAGGCAAUAGAACUAGCAGCUGAAUCAUUGCAAAAUGUCAAAUUCAUCCAAGAGAAAAAACUAAUUGGUAGAUACUUUGAUGAAAUUAGCCAAGACACUGGUAAAUAUUGUUUUGGUGUUGAAGACACACUCAGGGGAUUGGAGCUAGGAGCAGUAGAAACAUUGAUUUGUUGGGAGAAUUUGGACAUUCAACGAUAUGUUCUUAAAAACCAUACGACAGGCACUGAAACUGUAUUACACUUGACCCCAGAACAGGAGAAGGACAAAUCUCACUUCACUGACAAAGAGACGGGAGUAGAGUUAGAAUUAGUAGAAUGCCAGCCGCUUCUAGAAUGGCUAGCAAAUAACUACAAAAACUUUGGUGCUACCUUAGAAAUUAUCACUGACAAAUCACAAGAGGGUUCGCAGUUUGUACGAGGAUUCGGUGGUAUUGGAGGCAUUCUUCGAUACAAAGUGGAUUUUCAGUCUCUACAAGCUGACGAGCCACUGGAUGAUGUAGACCUUGAUGAUUACUAAAAAGGUCUAUCUUAUCCUUAUGGCUAACUAUAUAACCAAGGUUUGUUGAGAUAUAAAGUGGACUUUCAGAGUAUGCAAUUAGAAGAACUUGAGAAUGGAGAUGAGUUUGAUUUAGACGAAUAUUGAUUUCAUAUAACCGAAGUAUUUUGAGACAGCAUUUGUAAGGGUGGUGCCGUCAGUGGAAAUGCGAUCGGCGACUCUCUCACUAAUAUAAUAACACAACAACCAUACGUGACAAUAUUUUUGUUUAUGUUAAAUUGUACUGAUGGUCGUGUGCUUUGCACAAAUAAAGGGUUAUAGGUUACAUAGUGGAUAUAAUGAAUCCCUGUACCCGAUUUUAUUUCUUUUGAUGGCUGUCAUCGACUUUGAGCUCUGAAUUAGUAAUUUUUUAUUUGAAACUAUGAGUCAGUCAUAGCAUUAGCGUUAUUAUCAAACUAUAGUUUCAAAAUCGAACAGCUAAUAUACCUGUAGUUUCGGUACAGUAAAGGAAAAAUUGGCAUAUUUGUUACAAUGUUUGGAUUCGACAAACGGGACGCCAUGGAAAUCAAAAAAUAAAAUACGGGAAAUAUAUAGAUGGUUAACCUGUUUGCAAUUAUAGAUAUGUCUAAAUUUUUCACAAGUAGGAUCAGAAAUCAAAUAUGACCAUGAAGUCCUACACAAUGUUUCCAAUGUGAUGGUAAGUGCGAGUAAAAUUACUGCUUUCGUUUGCAUUUUCACGUCUUCUUUUAUUUCAAGUUUUUCAAAUUCAUGUGGACUUGAAGUCGAUGCAGACUAAUAGUAUCAUGUUUAAAUUAAUUGUUCUAUUCCAUUGAUAUUUUGAAACUGUACUUUAUUGCAGGAUAAUUCGCGGGUGCAUGGGAAAAAUGGCAGGAGAUCUAAAAGAUUGCUCUUCUUUUCAACGGAUAUAGGGAUUGGGCCCCUAUAACUUUGUUUUGUUGUUAAUACUAAUUUUUCUUUCCCCGAUUUUCUUCUAAGGUCGAUACUCUGAAAUUCUUCAUCUGUGCGAUGUGAUGUUUUAUAGAAUAGUAUUCCCAUCUGUGUAUUCUCAAAGUGUAACCAUCGAAUAUUACGCCAAUUAUGUCCUCCUGUAAGCUUUCUGUUUACAAGUUGGGCCUUUGAAAAUAAGCGAAAAGGCAAAAAAAUCAUUCUGACGCAUUUCCUUUACAUGAAAUUUGUGUUUCUUUCCACAUUGUCUUACCAACUGAGACCAGUCGUGUGGGUGUUCUAUCGGUAAACCAUGCUUCUUUUUUUUCUUCUCUAUUAUACUAUGGUCCGAGUCGCACUCCAUGUGCGUAUGCCCUGCAAUAAGGAACUUGUGAUCUAUUGUUUGUAGAUUUUCGGAAUCUUGUAAAGCUUUCAUACACAUUGCUGCGACAUAACUAUUCUUGUUCUGACCGGCACAAGUAUCCGAGUACAUGGUCAAGUGCCUUACCGAUCUAGGUAGUACAGGCAAGAACUAACAUCAUCACCGCCCCUUUUUGCUAGGGCCUCAUGCCACAUAUAGCAGAAUGCCUGGCUAUCAUCACAGUCAUGGACCGUAAAGUUAUAUGUCCACAACUGUCGUUUAUAGAAUGCCAAGGAGCUCUGGACUGAAGGAGUUGGUAGACAUUGUUGCAUAUCAAAAGUUAUUGUUUUCAUUGUGGGAUCAUUUUUUGAAAGUUGCUUAUCGAGUGAUUUGGCUUCAUAUGCCAAAUCAGCUUGAGUGUGAUGCUGGUUUAGUUUUUCCUUCAAUUCAGUGUUAUUUCCAUCCAACUUAAUCUGCAUGUUUAGUUUAUCGCAAGUUUGACAUGUAUCCUUCUUAGGCUGUUUAAUUUUUAUGUUCAAAGUGUUGAACUCGCGUUCAUAUAAAUACCGUGACACAGGGUUUUCAGGAUAUUUCAAUCUGUACUCGGCAUAUAGAUCGCACAGAGUUAUGUGAGGUGGAAGAUAUUUUUGUUUGGAGUCUCUUCUUGUAUAGUGGCUUUCAUAAGUUGGAAUAGAUAGAAUAUGAGCACGAACAUUCCCGAUAUCUGCUUCGGUUCGUUUAUUAGCCGGUGCACUUUCUCCUCGACGAUCUAAAGGCAUUAUUCCUGACUUUGCCUCCAACUUUUUUUUAACCACAGUAUCAAUAAACCUAACUGUCUCACCAAAAGUAGCCAUAAAACAAACUUUACAUGUCGGUAUAUUUUUACCAUUUAGCUGUAGAUGAUACAGGACUGUAUUUUGUCUAUUAUGCCGUUUAGUUUUUAUGGCUGCUCUCAUCCUUGAGACUGCCUUAUUUUUGAUUUCCAGCAACCCAGCUAUAUAUGAUACUCUUCUGUUAUAAUCGCCGAUGUUCCAAUAUUCUUCAAAGAGCUGUUUUCUGUCUUCCUCUGAUGUGUUUUCUUGACAGUGACUUCUGCAUUUUUUCAAAGCCCUCAUAACACGCUUGGCUACGGUCUUACCUUUGGCAGUUGUAUAUUGAUGUCCUAUAUUACGUUUAAUUUGCCUUUCUUUUCGGACAGCUCUAGUUUCCCCUUUUAGUAAUCGCUGCUUACGUCGUGUUGCUCUAGAUCUACUAGAUGCAUUUUCUAUAUCUUUUAUUUCAGUUUUUCUAUCUUGUAAAGUAUUUUUUGUUUUAAUUUUCACCUUUUUUCCCUCAGGAAAGAAUUCUGUUUCUGAUGUUGAGGAAUUACAUUCAAAGUCUGGAUCCUUCACAGAAUCGUCUGAGUCUCCAAAAUCAUCAAUGUCAAUUAGAUUUCGAAUAUCAUCAGGUACGGAUGGAGCCUCGCUUGAAUCUGAAACAAAUAUGAAAUAAUGACAGACUCAAUGAGGAAAUCAAUCCCUCCAAAGGGACGACAAUGCUCAACAUGAUAGUUAUAACAAAAACAACGUAAAUACUCAUCCUGAAUCAUAUUCCAUAGACAAACACUAAAUUUGUAGUUCAAAUUCUAAGCACAUUCAAAAUGUGUGACACAUUCUUCUUAAGAAUAUUUGAAGGCAUACAAAAAAAAAUAUUAUAAAGGUGCUAUAAAAUCUUGUUGUUUUAAUUACCAAUCUAUACCUACUAAUGAAGUAGAAACUGAAUGUAAUGUCUCACCUGUCUGAUCAAUAACAGGAUCUUUAUUAGCAGUUUCACAUUCCACAUUUUCGAAAGAAUCCCUGAUUUCAAGAUGUGUAACAGCUUCAUUAUGGCCUAAAAAUAGCAUUUAUGAGGAAAGCAAUUCAUUUUCCUCCUACUUUAUUAAGAUACAUUACUACAAGAUGGACAAAUGAAACUGAAAUGAAAAAUGCUUUUAAAAAAAUUAGUAACAUAUCAACCCCAAGACCGCAAAUUUGAAUUGCCGCUACCAUGUCAAGUAUUUACUUUUUGAUUACGGACUCGCAAUUUAAUGUGUGUGUGAUGUGGCACACAUUCAUUUUUCUAUAAAAUGAAAGAUUAUAAUUAUCUUUUUCCACUUCAGAUUGUAAGCUAAAAUUCCAAUCAAGUACUUGUAGAUUUCAUAACCUCAAAAACUUAAAUAUGACAAUAUUACCUUGAGAAAGCCAACUUACCGUCAUUUGUGGAGGUUGUACAGAUUUUUUCUUCUAUCAUACGCAUGAUCCUGUCCGUUCUAGAAUUUAUUUUUUUCCAUCUUGCACUAACUAUGCUUAUAGCCUUAGUUUAAAACACUGUUUUGCUUAGGUACGUUACAACAUGCUAGGCAUAAAACAUAACCUUACUCUCCAGUAAAGAUGCGAUGAAUGAUUUAUGUCACAAACGUUUUUUCGGUGUUUACGUGUAAAGAGAUUUAAGUCUGACAUACUACCUUCUCCCCAUUGAAAUGUACUGAGCAUUUUACGUGUAAAUAGGCAUACGUCUGACAUAAUACAAUUUCCACAAUCAAAUUUACAAUUUUUUGGCGUAAAUAUGAGUAUGUCUGACAUAAUACACUUUCCCCAACCCAGUGUGAUACAUUUUAUUGUAAAUUAAGUUAUAUGUUAUACUUACAUCUUUUUGCACUUGCAUACAUUUAAAAAGAAAGAUAUCCAUUUGUAGUAAGUCUGACAUAAAACAAUUUACACAGUAAAAUUUGACUUAAAUCAUUCGGCACAUUUGAAAUAGGUGAUUUAUGCAUGGACAAUGACUUAUUUCGUUAUUCCCAUAGAUGAAGAGUGAUAUCAAAAUCCGAUUUUUGACUUAACCCAAUUUUGUCGAAAAAAUGACUUACCACCUUUUUCCCAUACACCCGCGAAUUCUUAUUGAUGUUUUCAAACAGGAUUUUUUUAACAUAUUCUAUGUCAGUUAUUUCAUUUGUAUACAUUAUUGAAUAAUCAAAUCAAAGUGACAGCUUCUUGUGACUACAAAACUUCAUUGAUUAUCACUUGGUUUUCUCAUUACAUAACAAAAAAUAAAUACUUUUUUUAAGAUGUCCAUGUAAUGGACCUGAUGUAAAUAGUACCUUGAUAAAGUAUAACAAAAAAUAGCUUGGAAUAUUUUACAAGAAUCUUCUCUUGUGAACAUCUUACGCCAUCUUCUCUUUGUCAAUCUCAAUAGAACAUUUUUAUUUAUCUAUAUUUAUAAGCAAAUAACUAACGAAUGUAAUUAUUAAGUACGUAUUUUAUACAUAUUUGAAAUGUAUCUGGAAUUGUGUACAUAUUUUCUACAUAGGACUCAAGUUCCUUGAUAGUUUAUUCCAUAUAGUUAGCAAAACGGUGUCGUGAAUGUGUAAAAAAUAAUUGAAUUAUUUAUAUCCUACGCCUCCAAACAUCAACCCAGGUUUUCGCCCAAUUUCCAGGUGUUCUCAAUGUUUUACCUAUAUUUGACAACUAACAAAAACGUUUGUAAUGCUCCUUAAAACUCUGGAAUUGGUAGUAUUCGUACAUUUUUGCUUGUACCUCCAUAAAUUUAAAAAGAAAUUACUAGUAUUGAGUGGUACUAUUCAACUACAAUGUUCAAAAACUUAAAAAAUGAUGCUGCUAAAAUCAACGUAAUAUUAAUAAUUGUAUAAAAAUUUAAAUCUCUUGGAUGAUAUUGAGUCAACCAUUCAUUAUUAUUAAAAAAAAAAUCUCAAUCCAGUUAUCAAUAUUGAAUUUAGAAUAUGUAAGAAUGCAAUCAGAAUAAAACAUUUUACAUAUAUGAGGUGUAUAUGUGAUUUCAAGAACCCAACUGUGUAACAUCAUCUAGUAGUCUAAACUCGCUUGAAUCU